UAUUUUAUCUGUGAAUUGCGUUUUUGGUGACAAGUGAAAUCGGUGAAAUCAUUUUGAUAAAUACUUGAUUAAUUUCCGAAGAUGUCUUUCUUUGGUGUAGGAAAUCCUUUUUCUACGCCGGUGGGUCAGAAAAUAGAACAAGCUACAGAUGGAUCGUUACCGUCGGAAAACUGGGCUCUUAAUAUGGAAAUAUGUGAUAUUGUGAACAGCAGCACAGACGGGCCCAAGGAUGCCAUAAAGGCUAUAAGAAAGAGGUUGACUCAAAGUGCUGGGAAGAACUACACAGUUGUCAUGUACACCCUCACUGUUCUGGAAACCUGUGUUAAAAACUGUGGAAAGUCUUUUCAUGUAUUGGCUUGCAACAAGGAGUUUAUAUCUGAAUUGGUAAAACUUAUUGGACCCAAAAAUGAUCCUCCAACAGUGGUGCAAGAAAAAGUCCUCAGCCUCAUCCAGUGCUGGGCUGAUGCCUUCCAAAACCAGCCAGAUUUACAGGGUGUCGUUCAGAUCUACACGGAGCUGCGAACUAAAGGUGUCGAAUUCCCCAUGACUGACUUGGAUGCCAUGGCGCCCAUAUUCACACCGCAAAGGAGCGUUCCUGACAGUGGAGAGCCCAUCAUUGGCUCGCCUCAACGAUCAGCUAUGCCGCAAAACUCGCCCAGUCGCCCUACUCAAGAACAGAUCUCUGCAACUGUAACGCUAUCCGAGAGUCAGACGAACAAGCUCCGUGCUGACCUGGCCGUGGUGGACGGCAACAUGAACGUGAUGAACGACAUGCUCAACGAGCUCACCACGCAGCCCCACACCGCCCACCAUGACACUGACAUCGAGCUGCUUAAUGAGUUAGCCGACACACUCCGCGCUAUGCAGACCCGCGUGGCGGAGUUAAUCGGCCGCCUGGCUGGCGAGUCUCCUCUCACUGCCGAACUGCUGCAUGCUAAUGAUCGCCUCAACAACUUGCUGCUGAGACAUGGAAGAUUUGUUAAUAACAGGAAUGCUGCAACCGGUGGCGCUACUCCAUCAGCCAUCCUGGGCGCUGCCAUGGGAGUUCCCGGCUCUAACGCUCCCGCAUCACCAAAGAAAGCUGACGACGAUGCCCUGAUUGAUCUCAGCGACGAUGUACCUGAUAUUGCUAAACUGACCGUAAAGGAUGCUCAGCUAGACAAGUCCCCGGGCAGCUCUAAGGACGAGUUCGACAUGUUCGCGCAGUCGCGUAACCUUACCUACGAGAACUCUAAGACUGGUGGCAGCAGUUACGCAGAUAACUUAGAGGAGCAGACAUCCACUGGAUUGGCUUCGGCCGCCAGCCAGAGGGCCACACAAGGACAGCCAUUGCCGUCUGGCAUGGAUCAGCGCGAGAUCGAUGAAAUAGCCGCUUGGUUAGAACAGGAGAAGGCUGCCUCAGAAGCGACCGGUGGUCAAGAGAGCGUAACAAGCAGUGACUUCGACAAGUUCCUCGCGGAGCGCGCCGCCGCCGCCGACACCCUGCCCCCCGCGCCCCCCGCCCCCGCCGCCACCCCCGCGCCGCCCCUGCCCGCCGCACUCACCCCGCGACACCGACAGAUCAAUAAGGAGGAGCAGGACUCUAUGUUCGCGCUCUGAUUGCUUGUAUAGUCAGGUGUGUCAACACAUUUCGUUUUAUUGAAGGUUUGAGUGAAGUUGCAGUGUAGUAAGUUUGGUUAUGGCUUAAUGUGUGGUAGAAGGUUAUAGGAGGUAUGGGAUUAAAAGAAAUAAUAUACUAAUUUGAUAUUGAAAUAUUUAUUCUAUACUUUAAAUGGUACUUGGAAGCAAUACGUCCGUCUAACAAGAUCCCGUGACGCAGUGUGUGUAGAGUUAAAUAAACAGUAGAUUGUUCAGAUAGAACAAAGAACAAUGUUAUCGAAAGUUAGGGGUAUUAGUUUUUGCUUUAUAUAAUCCAACACGCCCCCUCAAAAAUUAAUCCCUAACUUUUAGUCAUUCGUUAGUUUACUAUACAGUAUCUAGUCUACAAUUCAACAUUACAAAGUGAAUACCAACUUAUAAAUACGACGUAACAUAUUAUACUUCCAAGUAAGGUCUGGGACAACUGUACAAUAAUGGUCCAACAUUUGCUGCACAGGAUCAGGAAAACCAGAAAAACCUGAUCAGACCAUUUCAUAAUGAAAUUGUACUUAAAUUAAAACUUAUUCUAUACCCAAUCCUUUUCUCAGUCUUAUAAAAGACACGACUGGUAAAGGUUUUGUCAACAAGUCUGCCAACUGGUUACCUGUGGAAAUAUAAUUUAAUUUUAUUACAUUUUUCUCAACUUGUUCUCUAGAGAAAUGAUAUUUUAUAUCUAUGUGUUUGGACCUUUUAUGACUUGUUGGAUUAUUAGCUAUGCUAAUACAUCCGUUAUUAUCUUCAUAUAAAAUAAUGGGCUUAUUAAUUUUAAGUUUAUGCUUUCUGCCAGAGACUUAAGCCAUAAUGCUUCUUUAACAGCUUCAUAUAAAGCCAUAUAUUCGGAUUCAGUAGACGAGACCGCUACUGAUGUUUGUCUCUUUGUACACCAUGUAAUUGUAUUUUGAUCAAAUAAUUUAAACACAUAUCCAGUAGUGCUUUUCCUAUCAUUACAAUCGUGGCCACCCCAAUCUGAGUCGACAUAUCCACUUAGGAUGUUAUUGUAAUUAUUUCUUGUAUAUGUUAACUUCAAAUCAAUUGUGCCUUUGAUAUAUCUUAAAACUCGCUUUAAGCAUAACCACAAUUCUUUAUUGUUCUUAUUUGUGUACCGACUUAAAAUAUUUACGCAUGUACUUAAGUCCGGACGCGUACAAAGCAUAAUGUACAUUAAACAACCGAUCAGGUGACGGCAUGGUGCGUCACACUUCUUAUCAGCGUUAAGAGCUUCAUAGUUUAAUUUAAGCUCCAUCGGUGUGUUUAUAGGAUUGCAAUCACUCAUAUUAAAUUUAUUCAAAACGGUUUUAAUGUAAGCACUUUGGUCUAAAGUAAUUUUAUCAUGGUGUCUCUCUAUUUUAAUGCCCAAAAAUAAUUUGAUAUCGUGUAAGUCGGUCAUUUCGAAUUUAGUCAUUAAAUAUGCUUUGAAAUUAUUCAUUGUUUGCAAAUCUGCACAUGCUAUAACUAAAUCAUCGACGUACAAGAUUACGUAAAUAUUUUUAGAAAUGUCUCCUUUACCUUUCAUAUAUAUACACCUAUCUACUGGGGAGUUCUGAAAACCUAUUUCUUUGAGACAUUGUUCAAAUGUUUCGUACCAACAUCUAGCUGAUUGUUUUAAGCCAUAAAGAGCUUUGUUUAAUUUGCAUACGUAAUUAUCUUUACAUUUUACACCUUCAGGAACUUUCAUGUAGAUUUCUUCCUUUAGUGUACCAUUUAGAAAUGCUGUUUUACAUCCAUAUGAUGAAUCAGUAAAUUAUAUUGAUUUGCGUAGCUAAUUAAGAAUCUAAAGCUUGCUAUUCUAGCAACUGGUGCAAAUGUUUCAUUAUAAUCACUAAGAUAUUCUUGACUGAAACCUCUAGCGACAAGACGUGCCUUAUAUCUUGAAGGUUGACCUGAAACGUCAUUUUUAAUAGUGAAUAUCCAUUUACAGUCUACAAUAUUUUUAUUUAAUGGUUUUGGUACUAAUGUCCAUGUAUUAUUUUUCUUAAGAGAAUUGAGUUCUUCUCUGACUGCUUUUCCCACUGAUUCCUAUCGUUCAGAGAUUUAAUUUCAUUUAAUGAUUUUGGUAUAUUACUUGUGAUGGAUAACGCACUAUAGACAUCAUAGUCAUUUUCAUUAUAUGAUUUACGCGAACAUGUUUUCAGUCUUUCACUUCUUCGUAAAUUUAAAAAUUCAUCAGGUUUAUCCUGAUUUUUGUGUUUCAAACUACUCUCAGAUUCAUUUUCAGGUUCAUUCGGUAUUUCAUGACUACCGAUUUUUCGAAUUUUACUUGUACUGCAUUCAUCAGAUUGAGAGCUAUCUGAUUUAGGGCCAGAACUAUGAGACUUAUAAGACACUGAUUUUGUUACGGAGUCAUUAUCAGUUUCGUCUUGGGAAUAUGUAUUAUUACUCCGUUCAGGUCGUAAUGAAGGCCUAGAUUCGAUAAAAUUAGUCUCAUCAAUUACAACGUCCCUUACAGUUUCAUAUUUUUCGAAUUCUGUAUUCCAAACUUUAUAACCAUUGGGUUCAUAACCUACCAGUAUUCCUUUCCACGACCUAUUGUCAAAUUUGUUUUACUGGUUUUAUUAUGAACAUAUACAGUUGAACCGAAAACUCUGAGAUUUUUAACGCUUGGUUUCCUAUCAUGCCACAUCUCGUAUGGUGUCUUUGAUUGACUUAAAGCUUUCGUAGGCGUAAUAUUUAUUAAAUAAACUGCAGUUAAAACUGCAUUUCCCCAAAACGUUUUGAUGCUUUAGUGCCAUUUAACAUAGCACGAGCUUUUUCUGUUAUUGUGCGAACCAUACGUUCUGCAACACCAUUUAACUGUGGGGUCCUAGGAACUGUUAAAUGAUAGCUUAUGCCUCUUUCUCUACAGUAGUUUUUCAUUUCGGUGGAUAAGUAUUCACCACCGUUAUCACUAUAAAGAUUUACUACUUUGAAAUUGAAUUUAGCCUCACUUUUAGCGACAUAGUCUUUAAAAGCUGUAAACACUUCUGAUUUGUAAGUUAACAUAUACACCACACAAUAAUGUGUGUAUUCAUCAACAAAUAAAACAAAAUAAUUUCUGUUAUCUAUUGUUGGAGGUGUUAUAGGACCACAAACAUCUGAAUGCACAAUAAACAGAGGGCGUUUAAUGUAACUUUUGUCUUUAACUUUAUUAAAAGGCAGGCGAGUCUGCUUCCCAUUUAUGCAUGCUUCACACAACUUAUCAUUUGGAGUUACGGUAUUUAUUUCAUCUAAGUCAUCAAUCAUAUUAUGACAUUUUAACUGCAGGAAUUUAGUUUUACUUAUAUGUCCUAGGCGUUGAUGCCAUAAUUCAUAUUUAUUUUCAUUAACAUAACAUGCUUGGGAAGCGGAUUCCCUUUUAUUACUGGUAUUUUAAACUCUAGAACUAUAAGAUUAUUCAAUGUCUUACCUUUCAUGAUGAUUUUACCUUCCUUUGUAAUUUGUGUGCCUUUGUCAUCAAAUAUUAUGGUGAAUCCUGCUUGCUGCAUCUUUGAUACCGAUAUUAAAUUAUAUGGUACUUCGGCACAGAACAAUACAUUUGUAAGUAUUCCUUGCACUCCUGUUUGACUGAUAAGAUUUAUGUUUCCCCUUUUAGUUGCUGAAAUAAAUGUAUUGUUUUAGCUACUGAAAUUUUUAAAGGAGGAUUUAAACAUUCAAACGAUGUGAAGAGAUCAUCUCUAUUUGUGAUGUGAUCAGACGCUCCUGAAUCUAAUAGGAAUUUAAUUGUCGAGUGGUCUUUUUCAUAAUGGUAUGCGCUUGUCAUGAACGCAAAUCCUGAAAAGAAGAAUUCGAGGUCGUUCCCUCUUGCAGGGCAAUAGUUUGGACUUGUCUUGUCCUUUCUGGGGCAUUGUUUUGUAUAUUUGUCUGUCUUUUGAAAUAGAAACAAUCCUGUUUCUUGUGUCCUUUGCGUCCACAGUAAUGACAUUUCACAAAUUUUUGUUUGUUUGUUUUCUUGAAUGUUGUAUUCUUCAAAUAGUUUUGUUUUGUGCGAUUGUAUCUGUUUUUAUUAUAUUUUUCUUCAACAUGGAGUAUCUUUAAACUGGUAUCACGACUCUCGUUUUUUAAUUUUACUUCGUGAUCUAAUAGUCUAGUUUUUACAAAACCGAGAGUGAUAUUUUCUUCAGAUAGUGUCUCAAUUGCAGUGAUAACGCCAUCAUAUGUAUUCGGGAGAGUAAGUAAUAAAUGAGCUACUUUGUCCGUUUCCUCUAAUUUAGCUCCAGCAGCUGAUAAUUCUGUCAGCAGAUCGUCAAAUGUUGAGAAGUGUUUGAUCAAGGGUAUAUCGGCUUUUAAUUUUAAUCCCAAUAAUUGUUUUCUCAGCGCUAAUUGAGUUGCUACACUUUUCCUUUCAUAGAUCGCGUCAAAAUGUUUAAAAACUGCUUGAGCAGUCCCAUUUUCAUUAAUAUAAUUAAGAUAUGAGUCCGCCAAAUAUUCGACUAUAAUACUUUUGGCUGCCUUAUUAUUCUUUUCCCACUCAGCGGAUCGCGUUCCAGGAAUUUCUUCGUCAAUAACACUGAGCAAGUUUAACUCUGAAAGCAGUGUACGAAUUCUAAAUUUCCAUACACUGUACUUUUCUCCAUUAAAAGGCUUAAUGUUUCUUUUCACUUUUUCCAUUGUCACAACUUUAUUUUUAUUUACAACUAUGCACUUUACUGUCACUACGCACUACUGAAUGUUCUCACUACUAAAUGUCCUUUUUCGCACUGGGCCCAUAACCUAUAGGAGGUAUGGGAUUAAAAGAAAUAAUAUACUAAUUUGAUAUUGAAAUAUUUAUUCUAUACUUUAAAUGGUACUUGGAAGCAAUACGUCCGUCUAACAAGAUCCCGUGACGCAGUGUGUGUAGAGUUAAAUAAACAGUAGAUUGUUCAGAUAGAACAAAGAACAAUGUUAUCGAAAGUUAGGGGUAUUAGUUUUUGCUUUAUAUAAUCCAACAAAGGUAUCUUUGAUUAAAGAAAAAACUAAACAUUUAUUUACACAGGAAAAUGUAAAGAAUUCACUCAGUACUGUAAGGUCACUCUCGACAAUGGCAACCUUCAGCCAUUAAAAUUAAAUUAAUUUCACCUGGCAACACCAAAUUGUUUAAUUUAUAAAUGUCCGUUUAAAAAAAUAUUUUGUUAUAAACACUUUUAGCGGUAAUCAUACUUACUGCAUUUAUGCAAGUUCACUCUAAUCUUACUCAAUCAACUAACUAUUUUAGCCGUCACUAUCAAAAAUAGAAUCCCUAAAUAAGGAUUGUUUUGUUAAACAUCAUACAAAUGAAUAAACCAUGUAACUCAAACAUUCUAAAGGUGCAAAACACACGUUGCGCAAAAUAUAUGGUACUAUUAACGAUGACAAUUGCACUACUCAUAUACAACUAACGCCAAGUAUACAAUGUAUUAAAUAUGUGCAUUCUGUAUACAUUUCAUAAAUCCAAUGAAGUGUAAUUAAUAUUAUUGUGAAAUGAAGUAACAGCACUUUAGAAGAUCAUAGGGCGCAAAUUUUCCUAUGUUUUAACACCAUAAGUGUGACGAUAAUUGGCUUAGAGAACGCGCCUGCCAGCCGCCGUACGUAGAGCCAUUAGAGUUGUUUUUGCAUCGAAUCGUAUUUAUACAUAACUUAUACACCGCGAUUAGUUCUCGUUAUAACAAUAAUUCACAUGUAUUCGAUAUGCCGUUUGGUGCCUGGCUUUUAUAGUUGUAAUUGAAAUAUUUUAAGCUGACUAAUCGAUUUUCAUCAACUAAUUUUAAAAGUUACGAAAUUAAAAAGUUUUUAAACAUAUUUGUUAAUAUUCGGUCGAGAUUACUAACUUGUAGGGAUAAGAUUUGAAUUGUUCAACUUAAAAUAUAUCAAUAUAAAUAAUGUAUCAGCGUGGUAAACAAUAAGUACAUAACUACGGCUGCAUCAUUGACUAUGUAUUACACUAGGAUAAGUUUACAUUAGGUAGAAUUCUUUAAUAUAUAACUUAUGUAGACUUCACUAGACCACGGGAGCAUUUAAUACAAGACCACUGGCGUUCCAAAUUUAUUAAUUACGGCUAUGUAAUUAUUUAUUACGAGUUUAUAGUAUUGAAGUAUUGGAGAGUGAUCGUCGAAGGGUCGAGAUUGUGAUAUAUAAUAUUGUUUUAUAUAUAGUAUAUCGUGGUACUUUUAUUUGCUAGAUUUAGUGAUUACUAAGAGUUAUCAAGAAGGAUGUAUUUGUAUAUUAAUUUAGUACCUGUUCGUACUGCAUUUUCUUUUGUUUUUUGUUGAUUAUUGAAAUUAUAAGGAGUAGAAGAUAAAAAGGAUUUAAUGAAAUCGAUUAUUUUAUUGUAUAACGAUUCUACAAUCGAGUGAAGAAUGGAUCCCGCUCGGAGUGAAAUCAGUCGACGUGUUUUAAUAACUCUUAUCUAUGUCUAUAAUCAUGUAUGAACUUGAAUGUAUUUGAUAUUUAUUAUCUAAUUUCGCGAACUUUAUUUAAUGUCAAGGUCUAUAUGAUAUAGCUGAGUCCUUACCUACACAGUUACUAGACCAUUUUGCGAUGAAAUUCGUAUCUAUAUGAUAUAAAAAUGAUUCAUAUUUAGUUCUCAAGUUCAGGCAUUAUUAUUUCCCACAUUGUUAGUUAUGUUUAAUUCGUAAUGGAUCUGUAUAAAGCGUAGAAUAAUAAUAUUCAUCAUAAUGAACAAAAGUUACCCCUACAUGUAACCGACUGUACCAAAGUGCUACCCGUUCACUAACAAUGUAACAUGCCAUUCCACAUUUGUCUCAAUUAAAUGUUCUUUUGGUGUUAAUGUGAUAAUUUAAAAGAACAAGCUUAAUGUUAAUUAUUUAAAAGAGUUAUUUUAUGUUGUAAUCGUUGUAUUUAAGAUAAUAAAAUAAUUACCAUACAAA
Messenger RNA from Helicoverpa armigera (cotton bollworm), 8456 nucleotides. RefSeq names its product TOM1-like protein 2. Bases 82 to 1599 code for a protein of 505 amino acids. NCBI's taxonomy places the organism in Eukaryota, Metazoa, Arthropoda, Insecta, Lepidoptera, Noctuidae. Gene Ontology annotation, molecular function: clathrin binding; phosphatidylinositol binding; ubiquitin binding. Gene Ontology annotation, biological process: signal transduction. The record is from RefSeq and is a predicted model, not a curated record. The transcript has 13 exons. Gene Ontology annotation, cellular component: membrane; endosome.